Populus trichocarpa (black cottonwood) is the source of this 2611-nucleotide messenger RNA. RefSeq lists its product as uncharacterized. NCBI's taxonomy places the organism in Eukaryota, Viridiplantae, Streptophyta, Magnoliopsida, Malpighiales, Salicaceae. Gene Ontology annotation, molecular function: S-adenosylmethionine-dependent methyltransferase activity. The record is from RefSeq and is a predicted model, not a curated record. The transcript is spliced from 2 exons. Bases 1659 to 2441 code for a protein of 260 amino acids.
CUUAUUAUAGUGUAUCUGUGAUAGCUUUGCUCCGGGUUGUUCUUGUGAUGCUCUAUUUGACAAAUAGAAAUAUGUUUUGUGAUGAAAUAACAUUGCAUGAAAAUAGUGGAGCAACUGAGAUUCUGUUGGCGGAUAAUCUAUAAAUUUUGUUUGAGAGAAUCAGUAGCUUAAUUUUGUAUGGAUGUUGGGCUAAACUGCCGUAUUGCCUCUGAAAAGAAAGCUUGGGGGUUGUUAAUGGUUGAUUUGACUCAGUUUUAUGUGGGUUUGGUGAAACUCUGUGGCAACUGGUGAGGUAUCUUGUUUUGGUUUCGAACCCUUUUUGUUAAUGUUCUAUCAUCCAUGAGAGUUGAAAUAUUCCUGUUGUUUGCUUGUUUAAAAAUUGCCUUUUCUCUUGACAAAGAUGAAGGUAUUGUCUUUAGACCCCAGAAAGCUUGUUGCUUGCUUUUGAUGUUAGCACCAUUUAUUAGCAGGAUAUUGAUGUAUCCAUUAUUUCUGUAAAACUAUAGGAGAGAGUUAAUGUUGGUUUGGUUAUUGAAGUUAAGAGCGAGCAACAAAUUGUGUGGAUGGGGCCAGCCUGAAGGCAUUUGAGUAACAAGUCUGUCAUUUAUGGGAAUUCUGAAUCCAGGUCAGUUGUAGCUUCAAUGUAGCUAAGGUACAUGGUACAGAUUUAUUACCGUGAAGAGAUUGUAAAGGAACUUGAGAGUUCAUGGGAUGGUCUGGAGGAAUCGGUUAGACUGUUAUCUAGAGCUAAUAUAUGAUUUGCAGGAAAAAUCAGGUUCUAAGACAAUCUGUAAGAACCCCUUUACUCAAGGAUGUUGUACCUGUUCUUUUGAACUCAAAUCACACCCCUAACCGAGUCUGUAACCUCUUUCUAUAGAAAGCAAAAUGAGAACUAAUUAGGUGUCUGAUAGGCGAGUUGUUGAGAAAUUAGAGGAAGCGAGGCUGAAGUUUCCCGUCAGAGAAGUUUUUCCUUUAUGAAGUUGACGACUUGGAUCUCGUCUUAAUGCACCAACAGUAGCGAAGUCUUUGGAAAGAAACUUGAUAUUUAGCAAAUCGCGACCAUUCUUGGUAGAGAUCAUCUUGCACUUCCCUCAUCUCACAGGUUCUUUUCUUUGUUUGAAACUUGAUAUUUAUCAUAGGUAAUUCUUCAUAGAGAUCAACCUUACACUUUCCUCAUCUCACACGUUGUUUCCUUUUUUUGAAACUUGAUAUUUACCAUCGGCAAUUCUUCGUAGGGACCAACCUUGCACUUUCCUCAUCUCACAAGUUCUUUCCUUUUUUUGAAACUUGAUCUUUAUAAGCCAACGACAAUUCUUGGAAUGGGCCAACCUGCACUUUCCUCAACUCACAAGUUAUUUACCUUUCCUUUUCUUUUCGGCUGGUUAGAGGGUCACUUUUCUGUCACCAUUUAUUUUCCCUGAAAUAUGAUUAAUCCUGCUUAAUACUUGAAGCAAAGCUAUUAGCGAAUACCAUUUGUUUUAGGGUAAAACAAGAAGUAGACAUACUAAUCCUCCAAAUUGCAGGCCGCUCUCCUGAAUAGGUUUAUUUGACCUCCUUGUAAACUCAGACUGCCAUAAUAUAUUAUACAGUAGUCCUUCGUUGGGUCAUCAAAACUUUCACACGCACAUAAUAUACUAUCAGAAUUCACAAGAUUUUACAUGGCAGGUUUGUUUGACAAGCAGGCAUCUAUAUAUGUGGAUGCAAGGCCAAGAUAUCCAAGCGAAUGGUUCUCAAUGUUGGCUGCUCUCACCCCUCACCACUGUUUAGCUUGGGAUGUUGGUACUGGCAAUGGUCAAGCGGCUGUUGGUGUGUCGGAGCACUACAAGCAAGUGAUAGCAACUGACAUAAGUGAAGAACAACUAAAGCAUGCCAAACCACACCCCCAAAUUCGUUACUUGCAUACCCCAUUAACAAUGUCCGAUGAUGAACUAGUGACAUUACUUGGGGGUGAAAAUUCAGUUGAUCUCAUUACUGUGGCCUCAGCUGUGCAUUGGUUUGAUCUGGAAAAGUUCUAUCCAAUCGUCAGGCGUGUUCUGAGAAAUCCUGGAGGCAUACUUGCAGUUUGGUGCUACUCAGGAAUCCAGCUUAGCCCGGAAAUUGAUCUUCUCUUAAGGACCCACUUUGAGAGGACCUUUCCUUUUCGAAACCCAAACGUCAAGUAUGCAGUAGAGUGUUACAAGACACUUCCAUUUCCUUUUGAAAGUGUAGGUGUUGGGAGCGAGGGGCAGCCACUGGAAUUGGAGAUGCAAAAGGAGAUGUCUUUUGAGGGACUUUUGAAGCUUUUAAAGUCACUUUCAUCAUUUAAUACAGCCAAGGGACAAGGUGUGGAUUUACUGUCAGAAGAGGUUGUUAGAGAAUUUGAGAGUGCAUGGGGCGGGCCUGAAUUGGUUAGAACUAUUAUCUAUAAGACAUAUAUGCUUGCAGGGAAAGUUAAGCUCUGAAUGAAAGUGCUUAAUACAAUAGUGUUUCUUUCUUUAGAGGUUUGAGCAGGAUCCAUUAUACUACAAUGCUUGUUUAACAUUCAAGAAUAAAUCAGUAAUAUUGAUGUAUCAGUACGUUGCCAAUUUCAGUGUGGUACUUGGAUGUAUAAAUAUGAUGUUGAAUUGUUCAA